Caenorhabditis sp. 36 PRJEB53466 is the source of this 4719-nucleotide messenger RNA. Lineage: Eukaryota; Metazoa; Nematoda; Chromadorea; Rhabditida; Rhabditidae. The record is from the annotation of a GenBank genome assembly.
AUGCGUUUCUCGGCGUUCCGAGAACGUGUCUUCCGUCUAAAAAACUUACCGGCUGGUGAGUUGGCGACUCCUUUGCGAAGAUGUCUCAGCACUUUCGACAUCACCCUUCUCGGCGUCGGUCAUAUGAUCGGAGCCGGCAUUUACGUGCUCACGGGCUCGGUGGUCCGUAACACGGCCGGUCCUUCCAUCGUUCUGUCGUUCUUAUUGGCCGGCUUCGCUUCGUUGCUCUCGGCUCUGUGCUACGCAGAGUUCGGAGCUCGGUUCCCGAAGGCUGGAAGUGCGUACACGUAUGCUUACGUGGGAGUCGGAGAGCUGUGGGCCUUUGUGAUCGGAUGGAAUAUAGUGUUGGAGCACAUGCUCGGAGCUGCAGCUGUCGCUCGUUCAUGGUCCGGAUACUUGGAUUCUCUUCUUGGAAAUGUGAUCUCAAAUUCGACAAUUGCCCGGACUGGACAUCUUCAUGAAGUGAGUCUAGACUUACGAAACUUAUAAGCUUGAACCUCUUUUCAGACCUCUUCAUUCUUUGGUGACUACCCCGACCUCCUGGCCUUCUUGUUGAUUGUCCUUGUCGCUUUCUUUGUGGCCCUUGGCUCGAAGGUCUCCACUAACUUCAACUCAUUCCUCACAAUUCUGAACAUCGGCGUAGUGGUCAUUGUGGUCUUCUACGGCAUCACUUUUGCCGAUUUCUCCCUCUGGAGUGGUGUGGAUGACAAGGGAGAGUCAAAGUAAGAAUUCGAAGGUCUUUUGACUACUUAUAACUUUUUUCUUGUCAGAUUCUUCCCGUACGGUGUGUCUGGAAUGUUCGCGGGAGCCGCGUCCUGCUUCUUCGCCUACAUCGGCUUCGAUGGUCUCGCUACAGCUGGUGAAGAAGCCAAGAACCCUUCGCGUUCGAUUCCAAUUGCCACUUUCUCCUCCAUGACCAUAGUCACCCUGUCCUACGUGCUCAUGUCCGCCUCGCUCACCCUUAUGAUCCCCUACAACAUGGUUCAUCCGACUGCCGCCUUCUCCGACGCCUUCACUAUGCGCGGAGCCGACUUUGCCGCCUACGCAGUCUCCUUGGGCGCUCUCUUCGGAAUGACCACCAGUCUCGUCGGAGGAAUGUUCGCUCUGCCUAGAUGUGUCUUCGCUAUGGCGGAUGAUGGCUUGCUCUUCAGCUCUUUGGCUUCUGUUAAUCCGAAGACCCAAGUUCCGAUUCAAGCCCUGAUCAUAUUUGGAUUCUUAACUGCUAUAAUCGCUUUGCUCUUUGAUAUCACAACUUUGGUGGAGUUCCUCUCAAUCGGAACCCUUCUGGCCUACUCCAUUGUCUCCGCUUGCGUUAUAAUCCUUCGCUAUCAGCCUGCCUACAGUGUCGAUGAAGGGCAGUUUGACAAUGGCGGAAAACUUCGGUUCAAGAUCCCUGGGCUUGGAUUCCUGGACACUUUGCAACCAGGUCAUUCGAUCUACUACGGAAUGAGUGUGAUGAUCACUUCGAUGUUCCUAUCGGGGCUUGGAUUCAGUUCAGGUGAGCCUAGAAAAUUGUGAACAAGUGUAUGUAGAUGAUUUACAGGUUACCUACAUGGCCCAACUUCCUGUCAAAUUUUUCUGUUCAUCAACAUCAUCAUCGCCAUUCUUUCCUUCUUCUUCAUAUGUGCACACUACCCCAACAACACUCCUUUAGACUUCAAGGUACAUCAAUAAUCAAACACUGAACUUCAUAAAAUCAAAGUCUUUCAGGUCCCACUAGUUCCGUUAAUUCCUUCUCUUUCCUUGCUUAUCAACACGCUCAUGAUGGUUCAUUUGGCGUGGAUUACGUGGAUUCGGUUAGCAGUCUGGAUGGGCAUCGGCUUUGCGAUCUACUUCGGCUACGGAAUCCAUCACAGUAAGGAGGAGGUGCAGGACGCGGAGAGGUUCUCGAAGAGUUCCACUUAUGAGAGUGUGGUCUCUGCGGUCGCUGCCGGAUCCCCUUGAAAUAUAUAUGUGUCUAAACAUUAAUUUAUUUUGUCCUCACCCCCACCCCCACCCAACCAAAAAUGUCCACUGGUUUGUACUGCAUUUCUUCUUGCUUUUCCCUUCUCCCCGUCCACGCAAGCUUCUAAAUGUUUAGUGUGUUAAUAAAAAAGUAAAUGUAUAAUAUCUGUUUCGGAAUCAUCAGAUCACUGGGCCAUUGCGUAAUUAUCCUCCUUUCUUAUCAAUUGUCAUUUUUUCUUAUCAACAAGAAGAAGUGUCUCUGGCGAAAAAUGCGGAGACAAAAGGAUUAAAAGGCGGGCGGAUGGCGAGAAGAAUCCCGUUUUUCGAGUUUUCAACGGUGAAAAAGAGAGGAAGGCACGAAGACGUAAUCCGAAGAAUUGGAAGUUUUUCCUCAUUUCCCUACACGAGAUGAGGAGAAAAAUAGAAGUGCUAUUCUUUCAGCUGACUCUUUUUAUUCUGGCCACUAAUAGUUUGGUUGAUAGUUAUGGUAAGUGUUAAAUCAUAGUGCUUAGUGCUGUAUAUUCACUCUCAAAGGUACUGUAGCUUUUGGAAGUUAACUAUUAUUUUUAAAUUUAGGCGUAAACUUCAUAUCUGAAUGACUGAAGCUACCGUAAUUCUUUUAAAUCUUUUUUUUACUGUAGAUCCCAAUGCUCCAAUCCCCACUACCUUACUGAAAAGUGUCGCAUUAGAGCUAAUCGUCAGUUCAGCCGCCGUAAUCCAACAAGCGUGCACAGCCGGGCUUUAGACUUCUGCCACCAUUUUGUAGCCUUUUCUCUAAAACCAGCCCGAUCCUUCUAGGCUAGACACCACGGGAAUCUUUAAAAAGUGUCAAUGAUCAUUGCCUACCCACCUUCCUCCCAUAUCAAUAUCAUCAUUUUCCCUCUUUUCAGUGAUAAGAUUACGUCGAAACACCGAGACACACGCCCCUGUCGCCCAUGGACUUCAUCGAGAAAUCCGAAGGAAACCGCCGGCGAUUCUGCAACUGAUCGGACCGUUGGCAUUCGGAAGGAAGGAAGGAGACGACGCGAAGAUGCACGUUCCGAUGCUCGGACAGUUCGGUGUCGGAGACGUCAGUCAGAUGACUGCAAAGUUCACGCCGGAAGGCACCAGCGGACAGAAGGCGAACGGAGGUUCAUUUGAUUUGGACGACGAGAAGGGACCGCAAUUGGGGUACAUGGACAGGGAGACGACGAUGGGAGAAAGGUCCGGAAGCACCGGGAAGAUGUCGAUUGGAGGGUUGGGAAACAUCGAAUUGGGGAAUAUCAAUGAGCAAGGAACGGGAUUGCUAGACUUCUCCAAAACUUGUAAGUUCUUGAAAAUUUUGAAAGUAGACAGUAGUUUACAACCUAGCUGCAAUUUCAGUGUUCCCAUUCUUGGAGCUUCCCGCUUUGAAAAACGAAACAUCUGGAAAAGAGGAGCACACUCAAGUAGACCCCACCUACACUGAAUACUAUUAUCCGAAGCCUAGAAGUUAUUUGGGAUCCUCCUACGACCUUUCCAGGCCCAGAACAGCUGCGGAGACUUUGAUUCCGCUGGGAAAGAAUGAGGAGGUUAUUGCUUUUGCUUUAAAAUUUAAUUAAAUUCCGACCAUUUCAGACAAUCGAAUUCCCGAAAUUGGUUAGCGAAGUGGAAAAAGAAGAAGAGAAGCUGAAAGUCUUCAAAAAUCCAUUUGACAGUGUUCAAAUACGACCGAAAGUUCAUGCCGCUGUGACAAAACAUGUGGAUGAUAAAGAUGGAAAUGAAAAUGGAGAUGGGAACCAGAAAGAAGGAUUCAUCGCACAGAACGGGAAGCAAGUGGAUCCAGAUGAGGAUAAGACACCAAUAGAUUCCACAUUGCUCUCAGCUGAGCAUAAAGUUUCACAGGUUGGUGACACAUCUUGAAGUUUCUGUUUUAUUAUUUCCAGCUUUUCCAGAUAACAACUCGAAAAUCCAUCCACGAAGUCGGAUUAUCCGCCCGAGAAGUUUAUGCCCUGUGUGCCAAGUUUGCUCCUAUCGCAAAUCAGCAUUGUUACAAGAGCAAGGUUGAGAAGGAGUUUAUAGAAAGAUGCAGAGGGUAUCAGACUGAUUGUACGGACUUUAUCGUCAAAGCGAAGCCGCUCGGAGCCAUCGCCAACGCGUUUUCGUCGGGAGUCGGACUCACCUACUACGAUUGGAACGUCAACGGAAUCCCAUAUUAUCCGAUAAACGAGGAAGGGUCUGUCGGUAACGGACAUCACGGAAAAGUGGACUUUGGAACCUGGGGCGGAGGAUAUUCCGAUAACUUGGGCGUCCGCGAUUUCUGGUCACAAACUCAGGAGUACGGAGCAAAUUGGUAUGAGGGAUUGUACGGAUACAAGACCGGAUGGAGCAUUCCAAUUGUGCAAGGACUUGGUGUGGAAGGAGGUCAGGGAGCACAGGUUUCAGUGCCGAUCAAGGAGGGAGAACUGGGAAAGCCGAUCACUGUCACAAACGGAUAUCACGUCGGACCGUUUAUGGGGCUGGCUGACAGAGUUGGAGUCGAUUGGUUGAAUGGAGGCGUUUCGUAUAAUAAGGUCGGUGUUAAUGUUGUUAAGGUUAUUAGAGUAUUACUUUCAGGGCUUCGCAGUCCCCUUUGUCGGCGUAGGCGUCAACACAGGAACUGCCGUGGGAUUCCCGUCUGUCGGAAUGAUAAUGGAACGGAUGGGACUGAACGGAGUGGAAACCCUCAACACAAUGGCAAGGGCAGCAGCCGCCGAGACGGCCCAAGUGGCCGAGCACCGAUCGACUUCAAUAAACACGGGAAACUUGUACCUCUGA